UGUUGCUUCUCUAAUCCAGGCACACCACCAUCCUCCCAUUCUCUAUCCAUUUGUUUGAAGAAGGGUUAUGGCCAAUGCUUGCCCCACAUCUACCACAAGCUCCUUGCCCCUCUUCUUCCUCUUCUGUUUCCUGCUCUUCAGUCAUGCUCGUUGCAAUCAAGGGCACCAUGGCAGCAUCUCAGGUACAGACUAUGGAGAACAAUAUCCUCACCAAACAUUACCUGAAGAACAUAUACAUUUGCAGGAGAACAUCAAGGUUCUAAACAAGGAGAGGCUGCCCAAAUAUGCAAGGAGAAUGUUGAUUGGUUCGACUGCUCCAAUAUGCACAUACAACGAGUGCAGAGGGUGUCGAUUCAAGUGUACUGCCGAGCAGGUCCCAGUGGAUGCAAAUGACCCCAUGAAUAGUGCUUACCACUACAAAUGUGUUUGCCACAGGUGAUCAUUAAUAAUUAAGAGGAGCUUCUGUUAUGAGUAGUAGUUUGCAUCCAUUUUAUUCUCUUUUUCCCCCUUCUACCCUUCUAGGCUCAAAAGGUUCAUUUUUUCCCCUUUUGUUUUAACAAGUGGCCAGCUAGUAGAGGAUUAGAGGGCAUUUUGUAUUUUAAGAUGUUCAGGUUGUGGACUGGUAAUUUUGGAAGUAAAUGUUAAAAAAUUUGAAAAACAGCUUAUUUAUACUAUUGUGCAGACAAAAUGUUCCUUGCUUA
Oryza sativa Japonica Group (Japanese rice) is the source of this 701-nucleotide messenger RNA. Its product is annotated as EPIDERMAL PATTERNING FACTOR-like protein 9. Lineage: Eukaryota; Viridiplantae; Streptophyta; Magnoliopsida; Poales; Poaceae. Gene Ontology annotation, biological process: positive regulation of stomatal complex development. The record is from RefSeq and is a predicted model, not a curated record.